CCCGCAGACGGAGCGGAGCGGCGGCGGCGGCGCGGUGUAGGGCGCGGGGCGGCAUGGCCACCACCGCGCAGUACCUGCCGCGGGGCCCCGGCGGCGGAGCCGGGGGCACCGGACCCCUGAUGCACCCGGACGCCGCGGCGGCGGCGGCGGCGGCGGCGGCCGCCGAGCGGCUGCACGCGGGGGCCGCGUACCGCGAAGUGCAGAAGCUGAUGCACCACGAGUGGCUGGGCGCGGGCGCGGGCCACCCCGUGGGCCUAGCGCACCCCCAGUGGCUGCCCACGGGAGGCGGCGGCGGCGGCGACUGGACCGGCGGCCCGCACCUGGAGCACGGCAAGGCGGGCGGCGGCGGCACCGGCCGGGCCGACGACGGCGGCGGCGGCGGCGGCUUCCACGCGCGCCUGGUGCACCAGGGGGCGGCCCACGCGGGCGCGGCAUGGGCGCAGGGCGGCACGGCUCACCACUUGGGCCCGGCCAUGUCGCCGUCGCCGGGGGCCGGCGGGGGCCACCAGCCCCAGCCGCUCGGGCUGUACGCGCAGGCGGCCUACCCGGGGGGCGGCGGCGGCGGCCUGGCGGGGAUGCUGGCGGCGGGCGGCGGCGGCGCGGGACCGGGCCUGCACCACGCGCUGCACGAGGACGGCCACGAGGCGCAGCUGGAGCCGUCGCCUCCGCCGCACCUGGGCGCCCACGGACACGCACACGGACAUGCCCACGCGGGCGGCCUGCACGCGGCGGCGGCACACCUGCACCCGGGCGCGGGCGGCGGCGGCUCGUCGGUGGGCGAGCACUCGGACGAGGACGCGCCCAGCUCGGACGACCUGGAGCAGUUCGCCAAGCAGUUCAAGCAGCGGCGCAUCAAGCUGGGCUUCACGCAGGCCGACGUGGGACUGGCGCUGGGCACGCUCUACGGCAACGUGUUCUCGCAGACCACCAUCUGCCGCUUCGAGGCCCUGCAGCUGAGCUUCAAGAACAUGUGCAAGCUCAAGCCGCUGCUCAACAAGUGGCUGGAGGAGACCGACUCGUCCAGCGGCAGCCCCACCAACCUGGACAAGAUCGCGGCGCAGGGCCGCAAGCGCAAGAAGCGCACGUCCAUCGAGGUGGGGGUCAAAGGAGCGCUCGAGAGCCACUUUCUCAAGUGCCCCAAGCCCUCGGCGCACGAGAUCACCGGCCUGGCCGACAGCCUGCAGCUGGAGAAGGAGGUGGUGCGCGUCUGGUUCUGCAACCGGCGGCAGAAGGAGAAGCGCAUGACCCCCGCGGCCGGCGCGGGCCACCCGCCCAUGGACGACGUGUACGCCCCCGGCGAGCUGGGGCCGGGAGGAGGCGGCGCGUCGCCGCCCGCUGCGCCCCCGCCGCCCCCGCCGGCCGCGCUGCAUCACCACCACCACCACACACUGCCCGGCUCGGUGCAGUGACCCCGCCGGCCGGGACCCCGCCGGCGCGCGCCGCCGGGCGCCGCGCGGCCGCCACUCUUUUUGUUCGGUUGCUUUGGAUUUUACAAAAAAAAAAAAAAAAGGAAAGAAAAAAAAAAAAAGCCCAGAAACUUUCGAACAAAACCAAACACCCGGACGACCCUCUCGGGCGAGCGGCGUAGACGGCCCGUCAGGCUGCGUCGCCAACCCGCGUAGAGAGGAGCGAAGAUCCGGAACGCGCCCACUCACCGCGGGCAUCCCGCCCGCCGCCUGCUCCCCGCCCCCUCCCCUCGACGACCCCCGCCCCUGCCCCCGCGGGCUGUUCGGGGCCGGAUCCCGGCAGCGGCCUCCCCACAGCGACAGGUAACGCGGUGCGGGGUUAGGGAUUCUCGGGGAGACAGCACGAAGAGAGGAGGGCCCCGCACCCGCUCUCCCGGGCGCGCACCCCGAGCCUGCGGGUCCAGGGGGGGACUGUCAUUUUUCUCCGCUCCACGCCUCUUCUCUCCUGCAAGGAUGCGCCCCAUCCCCCUCACCCUUCCUCCGGGCUUGGAUUUUUUUUUUUUUACUGUUUUUAUUUAUUCAUGGAGCCGCUGGGCUCCUGGGGUCCUUCAAACUUCGCCCGCGCCCUUAAUUUAAAUCGCUGUAUACUGUAUUUAUCGGGGCCCCGGAGGGGAGGCCGCGAGAGCCGCGUCUGUGUAUAAAAGCAGGAAAUAGCCAAAGCUUUAAUCUAGCCUAAUUUAUUUUUUCCCCUGACCGUCCCUUUCCCUUACCCCCAAGAAAGCAAAACAAAAAAACAAAAACUAACAAAAAAAAAAAAUUUGGAGUGUGCGGUUUUUUUUUUUUUCCCGUUUCGUUUCAUCCGAGCCCUGCUCGGAUCCUGGCCACGCCGAGAGGUCCGCGCCCCCAUUCACAGUCGGAGGGGAGGGGGCUUCGCCCAUCCCCGACAGACCGCCGCGCGCAGGGCCUUCGCUCCCCGCGGGGCCUGCCCUCCUGGCCACUUACAGACGAAACUUGGAAAAGUUGGAGAUAUUUUUUAACCAGCUGUAGAAAUAAGCCGUUCCCUGGAAACCUUCU
This is a messenger RNA of Sorex fumeus (smoky shrew), 2480 nucleotides long. RefSeq names its product POU class 3 homeobox 1 (gene POU3F1). Lineage: Eukaryota; Metazoa; Chordata; Mammalia; Eulipotyphla; Soricidae. Gene Ontology annotation, cellular component: nucleus. The transcript has a single exon. Bases 54 to 1409 code for a protein of 451 amino acids. The record is from RefSeq and is a predicted model, not a curated record. Gene Ontology annotation, molecular function: RNA polymerase II cis-regulatory region sequence-specific DNA binding; DNA-binding transcription factor activity, RNA polymerase II-specific. Gene Ontology annotation, biological process: regulation of transcription by RNA polymerase II; brain development.